AUGUCGACAGAAGAAGCCCCCAAAACGUCAAAGACGUACGAUGCGAGCUGCCACUGCGGCAACAUAAAGUUCUCUCUCACGCUCUCGCCGCCGCUGGAGGAAGGAUAUAAGGUCCUCAACUGCAACUGCUCCAUCUGCCGGCGCAGCGGGUACCUGCUCAUCUACCCCAAAAAACAAGACGUCACAUGGCACGACGGCUCUCGCGAGCGGUGCACCAACUACCGCUUCAAUACCAAGACCAAGGACCAGAUGUUCUGCGGCGCCUGCGGAUCGAGUUUGGGAAUCGACUUUUUGAAGGAGGAUUACUACGGGAUAAGCGCACGUGCCCUCGACGGAAUCGAUCUCGAUGCUCUUACAUAUAAGAAAUUGGACGGCCUGAACAAAGUCUCACCGGCUCAGGACCUGUCCGGGUCGGGAGAUAAGGAGGCGAGCACUUGA
Colletotrichum orchidophilum is the source of this 438-nucleotide messenger RNA. RefSeq names its product glutathione-dependent formaldehyde-activating enzyme. Bases 1 to 438 code for a protein of 145 amino acids. Gene Ontology annotation, molecular function: carbon-sulfur lyase activity. Lineage: Eukaryota; Fungi; Ascomycota; Sordariomycetes; Glomerellales; Glomerellaceae. The record is from RefSeq and is a predicted model, not a curated record. The transcript has 3 exons.